Molecule: messenger RNA, 1023 nt
Organism: Mycena indigotica
Lineage: Eukaryota; Fungi; Basidiomycota; Agaricomycetes; Agaricales; Mycenaceae
Exons: 2
Coding region: 1-1023 (340 amino acids)
Source: RefSeq, a predicted model, not a curated record
AUGCUUACGCCCCCGCCUUCUCCGGGAGUCCAAACGGAUUCUAUCACUGCCAAGCAGCGAACCGGGCGACGAAUAAGAUGGACAGUGGUCCUGGUCCCUCUCGCGCUUAUUCUCAUAACCUCGUCUACCCGCUACCUGACCCACUUUGAAAUAUCUUCUCUCCACAAGCGUGCAGACUUCGCAACUCUCCCUAGCUCAGCAAUGUCCACUGUUCCAACCCCUACACAGACCGAUCCACCUACACGACAAACGGUGCCUGCUGUCCCCACCUCUCCCACUCUCCCAGCACCGUUCCCUCAGCCCUUUGACUCGUCCCUUAGCCAGAACUUCUCCAGUCUCUCAUGCUUCAAUUUUUUCCAGAAUAUGACGAGCGCCGCGCCAUUCAGGUCUUGCCGGGCCUUCUCGCUCCUCCUGCAGUCAUCCAACUCAUUUGUCGCGGCGCAGUCGGAUCUAAACCGACUCAAUGCUGUAGUUUGGGGGACGUGUAACACAGAACCGACAAACGACGUUUGUGCAGCGAACAUGGCCUGGUUUUCCGCGAAAUUGGCAUCAGCGUGUGCCACCGACUUGAAGGAUCGGAAUAGUCUGGCCGUGGACACUCAGACUGCUCUCGAUGCCUUUGAUGUUAUGCGCAGUGCGGGCUGUCUGAUUGACCCCACCACCAACAGCUACUGCUACUUAAACGCGGUCCACAACUCGAAUCCGUCUGACGCCUUCUUCUACUCGCUCCCCCUCGGCAUACGCGUCCCCAACAACACCAUCGCCUCGUGCUCUCCAUGUACUAAGAGCUUGAUGUCACUUUAUUACACCGCAAUGGGCAACUCGUCGACCACUUUGGCGUCCAAUCUCGGAGAAGCAUAUCCUGAUGCCGCCAGGAUUUCUGUUGCGGAAUGUGGGACGGCCUAUGCGAAACUUUCAUCAGCCCAUUCAGGAGCUGAGUCACUGAAGUUACACCUUUGGACUUGUACUCUCGUGCUCAUCGGCGUCGUGUCUGUCAUGGUUUCGUUACCUUUUUUUGAGUGA